Messenger RNA from Lutra lutra (Eurasian river otter), 2276 nucleotides. RefSeq names its product BCL10 immune signaling adaptor (gene BCL10). The transcript is spliced from 3 exons. Gene Ontology annotation, cellular component: cytosol; CBM complex. Bases 278 to 979 code for a protein of 233 amino acids. Gene Ontology annotation, molecular function: NF-kappaB binding; protein kinase B binding; kinase activator activity. Gene Ontology annotation, biological process: adaptive immune response; canonical NF-kappaB signal transduction; apoptotic process. The record is from RefSeq and is a predicted model, not a curated record. Lineage: Eukaryota; Metazoa; Chordata; Mammalia; Carnivora; Mustelidae.
GGAGCCUGCGCCUAAGUGUCCGGGAGAGGAAGGAACGCGGCACGGAACCUGGCUUUGGGACGGCUAGGUCUUCGGCGCCCUCGGCCCCAGAGGCGGAGCCGGAAGCUCUGCGGUUUCAUUCCUGCGCCCCUCCGUUGUCGAAGGGGCAGUUCUCUUCCUCUCGACCCGUUCCGCCUGCCUUUCUCCCCCUUCACCCGCAGGCCCAAGUCCCCAGCCUGGCCGGGCGGUGUUGCCGGAGCUCCCGGACCCGGAAGAAGCACUUACUCCUUCCUCCGCCAUGGAGCCCACCGCGCCGUCCCUCACCGAGGAGGACCUGACAGAAGUGAAGAAGGACGCUUUAGAAAAUCUGCGUGUAUACCUGUGUGAAAAAAUCAUAGCUGAGAGACAUUUUGAUCAUCUACGUGCAAAAAAAAUACUCAGCAGAGAAGACACUGAAGAAAUUUCUUGCCGAACAUCAAGUAGAAAAAGGGCUGGAAAAUUGUUAGACUACUUACAAGAAAACCCCAAAGGACUGGAUACACUGGUUGAAUCUAUUCGGCGAGAAAAAACACAGAACUUCCUGAUUCAGAAGAUUACAGAUGAAGUGCUGAAACUUAGAAAUAUAAAACUAGAACAUCUGAAAGGACUGAAAUGUAGCAGCUGUGAGCCUUUCCCAGGUGGAGCCACAAACAACUUCUCUAGAUCAAAUUCAGAUGAGAGUAAUUUCUCUGAAAAACUGAGAGCAUCCACUGUCAUAUACCAUCCUGAAGGAGAAUCCAGCACCGCCCCCUUUUUUUCUACUGAGUCUUCUCUGAAUUUGCCUGUUCUCGAAGUUGGCAGAACUGAAAAUCCCACCUUCUCUUCAACUACACUUCCCAGACCUGGGGACCCUGGGGCUCCUCCUUUGCCACCGGAGCUGCAGUUAGAAGAAGAAGGAACUUGUGGAAACUCUAGUGAGAUGUUUCUUCCCUUGAGAUCACGUGCUGUUUCCCAUCAAUGACAGUUUACAGCCUUUUAUUUUUUUUAAUAACAACAAAAAAUAUUUGAAAGUGUAUCAUUCUUUUUAUAAAAUUGCUGUAAUGAAAACAUUUGAUAUAUGUCUUUUAAAAUGCAAUGGAAGCAUACUUUGUAAUUAGACUUUUUUUUAGGACAAAAGAAGCAUACUUUGAGAUAGCUAAAGAAAAUCAUGUUGAUCAUGUGCUUUUCAGUGUUUUCUGUUCUUUGCAUUUUUGAGGUAUCGAGUGUUUUCACGUUUUUUAUGUGAAAGACUAACUUUAAUUUUUUAUGUAAAGACUAACAGGGAACAUUUCUCUAUUUGAGAAUAGAGUCUGAGGCUGGGAAUAAUGUCUCAGUGCAUUUGUACUAAAAUAUUCACAGUCUCAUAGUCUUUUCCAACUAUUCAGCAGUAAAUUUGCAGGUUAAGCUACAUCUAUAUGGUAAUAAAGCCAAUCACUAACAGAAAAACUGUAGUGUACUGAAAAGAAUCUCCCAGUCUCUUAGGCUUAGAGACACUUACAGAGUCCCCCUCUGAUGCAGAGGAACAUCUAAGGGAGUUUGAGCCACCUAGGAUCUCAGUUUGCCAAUAUACAUUUCUUAUUAACCUUACUAAUCAAUACUGUUUUCUUAGGAUUUUCACAACCUUUGCUUUUUCAUUCCUACAGAAAAGUCUCGGCAAAAGCCCACGAUGACAUGUAAUUUGGUGAGAUUUUAAAAAUAGUUUUCUGUACUUUUCAUUCUCUUUUAAAAUGAGGACCACUGUACAAGCUGAAAGAACUAGGGCAAAAUGUUGUAUGUGUAUAUCUAUGUGCCAGUUCUGUCUUUAAUACUUUUUGGAACAAGUGGGCCAUCAGCCUGAUGUGUCUUUUUAUUUUAACAGAGUUUGGCUAAUUUUACAUCUUUAUAAAUUUUAUGCUGUCAUUGUUUUUAUUUAAAUUAUAAUUCUGCCUAUUUCCUGAUAAUAUGUCUCAUAUAUUUUCAUUACUUUUAAAAAGCAGAGAUGGAGAUAUGCUUUUAACAAUAAAAGUUUUUCAAUUAUAGUGCUAUUUUUUUUGGAAGUUUCAGGUAUUUCAAUAGGAAGUAAAUACCUAAAAUGCUUUUUUUAUAUGUGCCAAUUUUUACAGAAACAUUACUUCAAGUUGUGAAAUCAAAUUGCAUUUCAGGAUAGACUGAUGCCUUUAUCAGUCACGAAGAAGAUUGGCAUAUUCUUCAGAUAAAUUUUUUUCAAGCCUAAGUGGUUUUUUGUAGUGUAACAUUUUCUAAAGAUUAUGGGAAGCAUGUUUCACCUUUAGUGAGGCAUA